Molecule: messenger RNA, 5785 nt
Organism: Rhincodon typus (whale shark)
Lineage: Eukaryota; Metazoa; Chordata; Chondrichthyes; Orectolobiformes; Rhincodontidae
Gene: dusp12
Product: dual specificity phosphatase 12
Exons: 6
Coding region: 16-1011 (331 amino acids)
Biological process (GO): protein dephosphorylation
Cellular component (GO): nucleus
Molecular function (GO): protein tyrosine/serine/threonine phosphatase activity
Source: RefSeq, a predicted model, not a curated record
CCCGCAUUUACCCACAUGACCCUUACAUUGCCCGUCCGCCGCCUGGCCCCAUCCCCCCAACCGGAAGUUGCCGUGCGUGGUAACGUCAGACAGGCCGCCAUGAUCCCGCUGCGGCGUGGCCUGUUCCUCGGGACGGCCGGAGAUGCGGCGACAGUCGAUCCGGACUCUGGUAUCUCCCAUGUGCUGACCGUGGACUCCAAGGAGCCGCCGCCUCUCGGCGACCGGCAGACGAUGUUUGUGCGGGCGCUGGACGAUGCCGCCUCUGACCUGCUGAGCUUUCUGGACGAUUGUGUGCGGUUUGUGCAGGAGGCGCUGUCUGCAGCAGGAGCUGCUGUCCUGGUUCAUUGUCAUGCAGGAGUCAGUCGAAGUGCAACUAUAGUGACUGCUUACAUGAUGAAAAUUGAUGGCCUGACCUUUGAGGAGGCAUAUAGUAAACUCCAGGACAUUAAACCUGAUGUCAAGAUAAAUGAUGAGUUUGUGAAGCAGCUGAAGUUGUAUGAAAAGAUGGGUUGUAAUGUGGAUUUAACAAGUGCUGAUUACAAACAAUAUCGACUGCAGAAAGUCAUCAACAAGUACCCUGAGCUACGGAAUUUACCUCAGGAGUUGUUUGCAUUGGAUCCUGUGAGCCUAGAGAAAACAAAUGAAGUCCUCUAUAGGUGCAGAAAGUGUAGGCGCUAUUUGUUUCGUGGCUCGAGUACUUUGAAUCAUGCUCCUGGAUCAGGACCAAAUGCCUUCGCUCACAAGAGAAUGUCGCAGACUCAAAGAGAGGGUCAGACCAAAUGUACAUCAUAUUUUAUUGAGCCAGUGCAAUGGAUGGAGCCUGCACUACUUGGUGUUUUGGAUGGACAGUUACUUUGCCCAAAGUGUGGAUCUAAAUUGGGCUCUUUCAACUGGUAUGGUGAUCAGUGUUCCUGUGGUCGUUGGGUAACUCCUGCCUUCCAGAUUCACAAGAAUCGCGUUGAUGAAGUGAAGCAUUUAAGUUUCUCCAGUGUGAAAAAUGUUAGUAGUUGAAUAAUAGAGUAUUGUCAAAUGUGAAAAAGCUGGACUGUCUGACCAACUACUAAAGUGGAAUAAACUUUAGUCAUCACACCCUCCCAAUCUGAACUAUAUUACAUGAUAUGUGAUGGAUAGAUGGUGGCAUUUACUUAGGACUGAUUUAUACAUUUCAUGUAUGUAUUUUAAAAAUUGUCAAGGUGUGUAUAUCGUACUGUGAAACGGUUUACAAACAGAUCAGACAUGAUUGGAAAAAAUCUUUAAAGUAGCUAUAGUCUGUUACAACUCCUGACAGAUAUUCAAUGAUCAAGGUUUACAGUUUCCAAAGGGUGAAAUUUUUUUGAAUCACAGCUGCGCUACACAGAGCAAAGAUAACCAGAUUUUGCCAUCAAAAUGACAAUAAAGCUGUCUGGAGUCCACACACAUGGAAUUAACUGCAAAACUCGGGAGGCUCUAUCCAAGUUGAGCUGGUCCACUAGAAACUGCGUUACCCCAGUACUUUGCCAAGAUACUGAACAUUAAUAUCGUUGUAAGCACAUAAACGUUGCUUUACUUAUCGAUUAAAUAUACCAGAAGAAAAAUGUUAGGCCUAGUGUGUGCAGAUUGUAAGUGCAUUUUUAAAAGCGUGAUAACUCUGAAGUACUGACAAGCACUAUCUCUGACAUGAAUUCUUUAAAUUUUAGACAGGUGAAUUCUCAUUUCAUUCUAAUGUAAUUAUGUUUUUCUUUGUCUUAUUUAUCACUGUCUCAAUCACAUCCCUUUUUUCCACCACUAUUAUUAUUUCUUUACUAUUUCAAGUUAAUUAAAUAUUCUCAUUCAUAAUUCAGACACUGCAUAUUUACCUGCUCCCUUACCUGUGUGUGAUCCGUAAAAGUUUCCAGACACCACUCUACCUGAAUUUAUCAGUCAAUGUAUUGACACAUAGUCGUGAGCCAAAAUGGCUGCCCUGUGACCCGCUAUUCAUCUACAUGAGUGCGAACUGGAAAGGAUAAUGACUUUUUGACCUCCUCAAGGUGAAUGAUCUCAUAAAGGUACUUGGUCUUAGUUUUAAAUUCUGUACACAUUGGUCAGAAGCAAGCUGUGGUUAUGUGCUUUGACAGGUAGAAUAGAGGAGCUAAUUAUUAUUUAAAUAGAGAAAGACUGCUGAUAGCUGCAGUAUAGUGGGAUUUGGGAGUCCUUAUGCAUAAGUUGCAAAAUGAUAGAAUCCAAGUUCAGGAAUGUAGACUUUAUUUCAGAGUCAGUGGAGUAUCAAAAUAGGGAAGACUUUCUAAAACUAUGCAAAGCAGUAGUCAGACCAAAGAUAGACUACUGUAAACAGUUCUACCCACCUUUUCUAAAGAAAGAUACUUUGGCAUUUGAGGCAGCCCUAAGAAGGUUCACAAUGUUGAUCCAGGCAUGGAAGGUUUCUCUUGUAAUGCAAGGCUGAAUAGGUUGGACCUGUACUCGAUGGAGUUUUGAAGAAUGAGAGACAACUACAUUGAUAUAUAGAUCCUUGGUGUCUUGAUAGGGUAGUUGUGGAGAGGUAGCUUGCCAAUGUGGGAGAGCCCAGGACCAGAAUAAGAGAUUGCUCAGUUACGUCAGAGAUGUAGAGGAAUUUGUUCUCUCUGAGGAUAGUGAAUCUGUGGAAUUAUUUACUGAAGAGGUCUGUUGAGGCUGGGUUUUUAAGUUCAUUCAAGGCUGUGACAGAUUUUUAAUCAGGCAGGGAAUUAAGGGUUAUGGGGAAGAGACGGGAAAGUAGAUUUGAGGGUUAUCAGAUCAGACAUGAUCUCAUUAAAUGGCAGAGCAGACUAAAUGGGCCAAAUGCUUACUUCUACCUCUAUGUCUUACGGUCUUCUCUUUCCUCACAAUAUGUAAUAAAAGUGAGAGAAAGAACUUGGGUUUAUAUCGUACAUUUCCAAACCUCAGAUGUCUCAAACACAUUUGCAACCAAUAACGUGUUUUUAAAGUGUCGGCACAGUUUGGAAAAGCAGCAGCCAAUUUAUCAAAUUUCCAAUGAAGUGAUGACCAAAUGAACUAAUUUAGGGAAGUUGAUUGAAGAAUAUAGACCAGAAUAUCUGUAAGAACUUCCUGAUCCUUUUCAAACAGUCUUUGAGAGCUUUUACAUCACCUUGAGAAUGCAGACAAGAUGUAGAUUUAGCAGUACAUCUGAAAGAUGGCAUCCCCUGCAAUGCAACAGUCUCUCCACUGCACUGCAAUAUCAGCUUGCAUUAUGUGCUGAAUUGGCAUUUGAGCCCACAAUCAUCUAACCCAAUGGCAAACCUGCUACAACUGAGUCAAUACUGACUCUGGAUUUUGUGUUGUUUCAAUGUUUAGUCAGUAGGAGUCAAUAGACGUGAAGCUGGAAAAGCACAGCAGGUCAGACAGCAUCCAAGGAGGAGGAAAAUCAAUGUUUUGGGCUGAAACCCUUCGUCAGGACUGGGGAGUAGGAGGUGCAUUUCACAAGACAAAAUAGGCUAAACAGAGUCAUGUAUUAAGUGCCCAUGCCUCUUAUAAUGCUUUUGAAAUCUCUGAAUUUAUAGCUGCAGAUACUAUCUGCCUACACUGGUUCUCUGAUGAAAACAACCUGUUUUUGAUGGUGUUUUACACUGAACAAUUAAUGAAGAUCAAAAUAAUCCUCCUUAGAGAUGGUGUACUAUACGAACAGUGCAAGUUGAUGAAUUUAUUAAAGAAAGUUAUUAUAGCAUGCAGUGUAUUUGUAUUUGCAUUUUGAAUCAUGGGAUAAUCAGAGUUAUGGGAAAUUUCAGCUACUUUGCCUUGUUACAGAUUGCAGUAGUGGAUGUAGAAGGGUAUCAGGUUGAAAUCUGGAAGAUUUAAUAGUGAUCAUAAUGAGUGCUAUAUUAUGGAGAGGCAAUGGUCUAGUGGUAUUAUUGCUCAACUGUUAAUAAAGUAACCGAGAUAAUGUUCUGGGGACCUGGGUUCAAAUCCCACCAUGGCAAAUGGUGGAAUUUGAAUUCAAUUAAAAAACAGAAAAAUCUGAAAUUAAGUAAUGGUGACUAUGAAUCCAUUGUUAAUUGUUGGAAAAAUCCAACUGAUUCACUUAUGUCCUUUAAGGAAGGAAAUUGCCAUCCUUACCUGGUCUGGCCUACAUGUGACUCCAGAACAACCCCAUGACAAUGUGGUUGACUCUUAACUGCACUCUGCCAGUAAUACCCUCUUCCCAUGAACGAAUAAAGGAAAAAAAAUGGUUUAAAGACCAGUCCAUUUAAAAUGUAUUUUCUGUUGCUUUGAACACAUUUUGAAAUAUUUCAUUAAAAUGUCCUGAGCAUUUUGCUGAAUCUAUAAAUUAUCAUUCAAGACCAGGACCCCAUAAUUUCUGCACCAAUAGAAAGUUUAGUUUUAAAGUGUAUCAUGUAUAUGUUUUUGAAAUUGGUUCUGUAAAAUCUUUUUAUUGCCGUUUUAAAUGGUACAAGGUCAUGCCAAUCAGUUGUUACUGACUUUGUUUUAACGAGGAAGACUUGUAAAUCUUUCCCAAAAUAGAUAUUGGCAAUUUUUCUGUGAUAUGUACUUAUUCAGCUUAUCGGUCCCAUUAUUGUUUACUUUAUUGUAUUGUCUUCACUUUUUGUUAAGCGUUCAUACUUAACUCCUUUACUUGUGCUGACACCGAUUUCAACAGAAAGAAGAGAGAGAGCUGUGGGUUGAACUUAAGUUAGAACUUAAUGACAGGUCAUCAAAUUGAACACCUCUUGAUAUCAAGAUACCCAUCAAAGACACCUUUGACUUCUAGUACUGUCAUAAGUGAUUUCCCCAGAUCAUCUUUCCACCUGCAGUGUUGUAGGAAACUUAGAAGUUGAACAUGUCAUGCAAGUAAACGUAUAGUCAUACAAUAAAAAAAUUUUUUAAAAAUGUCAUUUAAUGUUUCCAGAGCAAACUUUUGAUUUAUAGACUAUAAUGUUUAGUAAUGCCUCACACGUGCAGUUCAAUUACAGUUUCAAAAUAUGGAAGUGAAUUAUUAUAACUUGAAUGAUUCAAACUUUCUCAUUCAGUGGAAAAAGGAGAAAAUGCAAUUUUUAUUCCAUAAGCAUUUAUUUCAUAAACGAGUGUUAGAGGCCUCGCUGAUUUCUCAUUAGUUUUAUUUUAUCAAUUUUGGUUUGGAGAUGUGAGUCAAAAAUGACCUUUUAACUGUAGGGUAACAACUUGUAUUCAGAGGAAAACUGACCAAAUGAGAUUUUCAUUCUUCGUGAGGCCAGCCCUGAAGUUAAUUGCAGGUUGGUUUCAGCUCAAACUUUGUCACUGGGGAAGAACAUUAUGUUUAAACAGAAAGCAAAGUCUGGCUAUUAGUAAGAUAGGUACCUGGGAAUUAAUUCCAGCAGUCUGCAAAAUACUUUAUUUUCAAGCAGAUGGCCAAUGUUCAACAGUAACUCAAUGUGGAACAGAUGGUCUGUCACUUUGAAUUGGGUUUUGGACUGUGUUUUCUGUGAGAAGGAAUCUGGCUGUUGUUGCUGUGGCAUAAAGAUUUGAAAGCUCCCCAUCUAACCUCCUGCAGUUCCUGGAAUAGCUCAUAGAAUAGAUCACUAAGUUAUAAGUAUUACUGCCUUUAUCUGAGUGAACUGAAAUAGUGACCCUGAUUGACAUCUUCAGAAAAUCAACCACAAAACCAUCAUCUAUGCCUGUGGAGCAAUGCUUCAUGAAACCAAUUAAGUAAUCUGGUCAGUUUUGUUAUUUUAUUAAUCUCUUGAUUGUGUUUUUCUGUCUUUUGUGUGAAUGGGGCUGGAAACAAAGGCUGUUGGGUUUACUUUGUUAAUUUUUGCUCUGCUAAAGUUACUAUUUUGUUAAUAAAUCGCUAAGAUAUAAA